AUGGUACGAGCAGCUUCCAUUGUUGACUUCUUCCUUCUUGCUGACUUGGGAUUUCGAAUCCAAUAUUAUACUAAACUGGCACAAGUUGGUCUGUGUACUUCAUGCCAUUGUCAAAUGGGAAUGAAGAAAACUCUUUUUAUCACAUUGGCCGAGCUCCAAAAGGCCAGAGGAGUAACUGGGCUAUGCACCAGUACCAACUUGCUGAUUUGGAGUUGCGAAAAGCUGGAAUUAAUUAGAAUUAGUUUGGAUGAUGAAUGCCCAAGGUGUGAUAUGGUUUCUGGGGAUGUAGGAAAAAGUAUUGAUAUUCCUUUGGAGAUAAGCAAUUUGAUUAAUUUCCAACGGUGUGAAUUUCGUUUUUCCAAGCUUUCUUUAAAGGUGGUGCAAAUAGUUGUUUAG
Molecule: messenger RNA, 396 nt
Organism: Fraxinus pennsylvanica
Lineage: Eukaryota; Viridiplantae; Streptophyta; Magnoliopsida; Lamiales; Oleaceae
Source: the annotation of a GenBank genome assembly